Molecule: messenger RNA, 1395 nt
Organism: Psylliodes chrysocephalus
Lineage: Eukaryota; Metazoa; Arthropoda; Insecta; Coleoptera; Chrysomelidae
Source: the annotation of a GenBank genome assembly
AUGACGUGGUACAAAAAAAUAACAGUAGAAGUACCACUUUUACUUUGUUUUUUUAGUUUUUUAUUAAUGGGAUCAAUCAUGACAAAUUUGGUCUACUAUCGAACUUGUUAUAACAUCUUAGGCUACGAUGAAUCGUUAUGUAAUGAAUUGGGCAAGUCUACAGAUAGGCAAGAUAUCAAGGAUUUGGAAAAGAAGGUUCAGAAAUCGGCCAAUAUCAUAGUCAUGGUACUUGAGAUGCCGCCUGCCCUUAUUCCUGUAUUAAUUAAUGUUUUUGCUGGUGCUUGGUCUGAUAGAUAUGGAAGAAAACCUGUUUUGCUAACGGUUAUUGCAGGAUUGUUCGUUAGUGUGGGUAUGUUUGGAGCAUUAAUAUGUAUCCGAAAUCUUUCACCAUGGGCAUUCCUCAUUGCUACUAUUCCUUCAAUGUUGACAGGCAGCCUUCCUACGUAUUUAACUGUAACUUUAGCUUACCUCAAUGAUAUAUCUACACCAGAAACUAGAGGAAUAAGAAUGGCAGUCUUCGAAGCCGUUAUGGUCACAGGAAUGUUUUUUGGUACGUUAUCGAGUUCUUAUUUGCUCUACGCAACAAGCUACGAAACUUGUUUCUUCUUCGCUACUGGUUUAAUUGGCUUGAGUUUACUAUAUACGAUAUUCUGUAUUCCGGAAUCUCUACCUCUAAAGAAACGUCAAGAACAGAAUGGAAGAAACAUUCAAAGUAUAUGCCAAUGUAGAAAUUUUACAGACAAUUUUAAAGCAGUUUUUAAAACACGAGAUGGAUACGAAAGAGCAGUAAUUCUUACUAUUAUCACCAUCCUAACCAUGACAAACUUUAUUUCUAAUGGAGAGAAGACAGUUAAAUUUCCAUUUCUCAAAGAAAAACUUAGUUGGAGUUUAAGUCAGUACAACAUUUUCAGUAGCAUAUCAAUGGUUAUAGGUAUGGGAAGUACUGUGGCUGGUGUUUACUUCCUUUACAAAAUGCUAAAAAUAAAGGGUUCCACUUUAUGUUUGUUGGGUUUAAUAUCAAGUUCGUUAGGAAGUUUACUUUUAGGGAUAACAAAAAACAAUUAUUACGUUUAUGGAGCUGCUGUGAUAUCACUCUUUGAAAAGCUAGUAAAUCCAUUACUGCGGACUAAGUUAGGCCAAGUUGUGCCUGCAGAGGAGAUGGGUAAAGUCUUCGGAACCGUAUCUACAGUUGGAGGCUUAACUAGUUUAGUAGCAUCAUUUUUAUAUACGUUCUUUUACAAUGCAACUUUGAAUGUUAAUUCAGCCCUCUUCAAUUUUAUAUCUAUGGGAAUUUGCAUCUCUGGUGCUUUUCUUGCUAUAUAUCUUAUCGUUUUGGAAAGAAGAGAACCUGCCAAAUGCAAUGAAGAUGAAAUAGAAAACCUAAAUACUGCUUGA